Messenger RNA from Penicillium lagena, 507 nucleotides. RefSeq lists its product as uncharacterized. The record is from RefSeq and is a predicted model, not a curated record. The coding region runs from base 1 to 507 and encodes 168 amino acids. Lineage: Eukaryota; Fungi; Ascomycota; Eurotiomycetes; Eurotiales; Aspergillaceae. The transcript is spliced from 2 exons.
AUGACGACACCUCUCCCCGACCCGCAAGUAACAGAAACACCAACAAGACACCCAACAAUCUGCCUCGCCCUCUCAACACCCCUCCUCUCCACAUUACGACGAAUCCUGCCACCAAAACCCCAUUUCACGCUCUCAAUCGGUAGCGGAACAGGCCUCCUCGAAGCCCUCCUGGUACAGCAUGACCCCUCCGCUACCAUUGCAGUGGAAGGGGUUGAGGUGGACUCCGCUGUGAAUCGGUAUAUACCUGAGCAGGAUAUGCACGUUGUUCCUGGCGCGUGGGCUACUUCGGGUAGGGCGUUAGCAGCCGCAGCUUGGUUGUUUGUUUAUCCUAGGGAAGUGGGGUUGGUGGGGGAAGUAUUUGGAUUUGGGAAUGGGUUUGGGGUCGACUGGCCAGAUUAUGAGGGUGUUUUUGCCAAGUCGUUAUUUUCGGCGUUGACCUUUUUGGGGGAAACAGAAGGUCUGGCGCCGUACGAGGUUGGGGUUGUUGCGAGGCGAAGUGUGUCUUGA